AUGGAAAAAGAAAAUCAAACAUUUAACUUCUAAAAUUUAAUCAUUGCAAUGUAUGUUUUGAAGGUUAAAUUUGAUUUUUCAAAAAAAAUUAGUGGACUAUUGAUAUUUAUGUCUAACUUGUAACCAUUAUGUUUUAUUUUUGAAUUACAAAAUACAAAUUUAGCUUCAACUCUGACAUUAAGAAUGGAAAAAUUAGAUAAUCAUAGCAAUACAUAUAUUUAUUAAAUACUUGAGAUUUUAUUUAGACCAUCAAUAAAAUUAAUUUUCAUAUUUGGCAAUUAUGUUGAAUAUGCAUUUUUUAUAGUAACAUUUCUUAUUUUGAUUCACAAAAUUGGAUUAAUUAUUUUUACCUAAUACUAUUUUAUUUAGGAAAAAUCAUAAAAAUUUAUAAAACUAGCUGAAAAUUCUUUUUUCCCUAAACUUUUUUGCUAUUACCUUAAUAUCUAUUAAUAAUUAGUUGGAUCUUAUUUAUUUUUGGAAAUGAAUUUCAUUUGUUUAACAUGCUUAUCAAAAUAAUUAGAAUAAUUAGAAAAUUAUGGAUUUUUACUGGUUACAUUAAAUAUUUUAACAAUGAUACUUUUAAUAAUUGAUUCUAUAGGAACAAUCAUAAUAAAUGAAUCCACAAUUACAAAUAAAGUAUAUGGAUUAGAAAAACUAGGGAUUACUAUAUACAGAUAUAUAUAUUAUGUAUUUAUCAUCAUACAAUCAAUUAUUGUAAUAGAGUUUGAUUAACUCCAUGUUGAAUAUAUUCUAAGUGCUAUUUUAUUAUGUUAAUAAUUAAUUCUUAUUUUGGAUUUGUUUAUUCAUUUUAAUUACAUCCUUCAUUAUUAAAAAUAUUCUUUAAUUAUUGCAAUUUCAAUAAACUUAUCCAUAAGUUUAUCUAUUUUUAUAGUAUCCACUUUUAAUGCAUAACUGUUAAAACUAUGUUGUUUGAUUAUAUUUUCAUUGAUAUUGAAAAUACUACUAAAUUUGGAUUAGAAAAAUGAAAAAAAAUAAAUGUUAGAAUUAUUUAAGACCAGCAAAACUAAUUUAAAUUAUCUAAGAUUUGGAUUGAUUUUCAUUUUAAAUAAUGAAAUAUAUUUCUAAUAAGAAGAUUUAAUAAUUAAAAUCUUAAUAGCAAAGUGGCAUACUUCAAGAUGCAAAUCUAAAUUAUGUACAUUUUGCAGUCAUAUUUCUAUUUAAAACCCUGAAUAAUGUUGUGGUAUUACAAAUGAGAUGUAUAAAUAAUUUGUUCAAUAAAUGAUUUCCUGUUUUUUGCAAAAGUCUACUGCAAACAAUAACAGAUCAAAUUAAAGAGAUUAUUCUUUAUUAUAUGCUUAUUUUCUAUUCGAUUUUGGAUGGAUAAUUAGAUCAAUAAAGAUUCUUGAUCAUCUUUUUUAAAAUAAAUAACCCUAUUAAUAACCAUAUUAUUAAUAAUAAAUUUAGUCUCCUAGUAAGUAUAAAUUUUAAGAAAAUUAAUUAUAACUUAAUGAUAACAAUUUUGACUAAUAUGGUCUAUAGAAAAUUAACAAUUUCUAACAAUUAGAUUAUAUAACAAAAGUUCAAAUGAAAUUUAUUGUAUAAUGUGGAAAAUCAUAGAUUAGCUCUUCACUUAUAGGAUCAUCAUUAUAAGCAACUUAAUAAUCAAUGAUAUAGGAAUUUAUUGAAAAAUCAUUAAAAUCAGAAAGUCUGAUAAGAUAUUUAGAAAGAAAAGUAAUGGAAACUCUUAUGUUAAAGUUAAAAUUAUAUCAUAAUUUAAAGAACACAUGUACACAAUCUUAAGAUGAAAUUAAUUUUAAUAAAUAACUCUAUUAAUUAUGUGAAUAAGUGUAUGAAGUUAAUAAACUUUUAAAAUUUCAAUUUAAAAACACACCUAAUUAAAAAAUUCAUGGUUUAUAUACAUUUUUUUAAGGAGAGAUAUUAUCUAAUUAUUAUAAAUCAAUAUUAUUUUAUAAAAAUUCAAAAAGUUUAGAAGUAGAAUUAAAUAAAUUUUAAUAAAUAAUAAAUUUUAAUAUAAAUCAAAAAAAUGUACAUUUUGCAAUAUUGGAAUUAUGUGAUGAUAUGUAAAAUUUAACUUUAAUAGGAUAAUCUCAAAACUUUUAUGAUAAUUAUGGAUCAAAUAAUGAAAAGUAAAGAUCUUUCGAAUAUUUAUUACCAGAUUUUUUGAUUCCAUAUCAUAAUUUAUAUGUUAAACAAUUUUUUGAAAAUGGAACUAGUAAAUAUUAUAAUGCUUUCCAGAUUAAUUUUAUAAUGAAUAAUUAACAUAUAUUAACAACUGUAAAUAUGUGUCAUUCUAUGACUAAUCUAUUCAAAAGUAAGAAUAUCACAUUUGCAGUAUUUUUAUAAGAAGCAACUCAAGAUAAAGCAUUUUUAGUUAUUGAUGGAACAAAUAUGAAAUGCAUAUUUACAAAAAAUUUACUUAUAUUAAUAGGAUGGUCAGAGUCUGAAAUUAAAUAUUUAAGUGCUUUAAAAGAAUUUAAUUAAGUUGAAAUAUCAUCAAUAUAUCCAAAUUUUACUACAGUAAUAAUGGAACAUUAAGAAAAUGAAAUUAAAUUAAGUUCAGUAAAUAUGUAUUUUCCUUCACCUUAAAGUAGUUUUGAAUCAAUUUAAUGUGAAAUAAAAAUAUCUCCUGAUAAAGCUAGAUAAAAUUUAAGAUUAUAUAAUAUCGAAUGCGAUAUAAUAAUAUAAAGAAAGUAAAUUGGUAAUUAUUGUUAUUUUAUAUUGGAUAUAAUAAAAAUGGCUGAAUUCAAUAGAGGUAGGGAAUUAUCAUAAAUACAUUAAAGAUUAUCCUUAAAUUCUAUUAAAUAAAAUGAAUCUUUAAAUUAACCACUUUUUUUAGAUUGUAUUGUAGAUUAAUAAGAUGAUUCACCUCAUAUUGGAAAUUUAAAUAGUGUAAAUUUUAUAAAUUAAUAAUAAAUUGGAUCUAUUUAAAAUAUAUCUAAGCCCUUACUUUUUUAGGUGAAUCCAAUAAUAUUUGUUAAUAAUUCUCCCGUUCUUAAUUCAAGAAGAGAAGAAACUAUAAAUUAAAGUGAAUAAUAAUUAAUAACUCAAAGAAAUAGUUUAAUUAAAUAAGAUAUCAAAUCUCCAAGUUUUAUCAAUCAAUAAAGUAUCUAAAGCAUUGAUGAUAAAGAAAACUCUUAAUUCAAAUCACCUAUUUUAAGAUUAAAAGAAAGUUCUGAUGAAUAAGAUAAAAUUCAUUAGAAUUAUGAAUUACUUCAGUAAAUUCUAUCUAUUAGUCCAUCUAGAUACUAAAAGAAAUUUAUGGUUCUAUUUAGUAUUUGGUUUUUAUUAUUUAUUAUUUUUAUAAUAGUAUAAUAUAUAGAACUUAAAAAUGAUUUAGAUGACCUUUUAUCUUUUGGAUUUAUGACUUCUUUUUAUGCUUCCAUAAUGGGGCCUCAUGAUCUAUUUUUUUCAAUGAGAGUAACAAUAACUGGCUAUUAAUAAAUGAAUAGAGAAGGUUUUCUAGCAAGUAAUCAAUUAUUUUAAUUAACUGAACCUUAUUAUGAGUCAAUUUAAUUAGGAUACACAGAAUUAAGAGAUAGUUUAUAUGAUUAACUAGAUAAUCAAUAUAUUAAAAGCUUUUUAGAUGAUGUGAAGGUUACGAUGAAUUUCAUGAAUAAGAAUGAAGAAGAAAUUUAUGCUGUUGAAAUUUCCUUUAGAGAUGCAUUAUUUAUUAUUUUAUAAUAUUAACAUGCUCAAAUGAUAACAUUUAAUCAUCGAGGUAGUACAUCUGGAUAACCAUAUUAAAUAUCACUAUUUGCUAAUUAUUUUAUGCUUCAUAAGGAAUGUGAAAGUUUAAAAAUUUCAAUGUAUGAUUAUGCAAUUUAGAUGCAUAAGAAUAUGAAUUAUAAAUUGAUUAUUUUAUGGAUAGCUUUUGAUUUGGCGUUAAUAAUAUUUUAUAUAUAUUUGUAGUUUUUUUAGAUUGAAUUUUUUCAAUAAUUAGAUAAAUUUAUCUAAUUGAUAUUUUUAAUAGAUGAACCAAUAUUAAAUAAUGAAAUUUAAAGAUUUAAUGAUUUAAUAGAUUCAAUAAAACUUAAUUCUAAUAUAUUGUUCAUGUAUAAUCCUGAGCAUCAAUUAUAAUAACAUUUAAAAAAACCAUUGCAUUCUCAAAAACAUUAAAAUCAGAAUCAGAAAUAUAAAUAGAACUUUUCAGCCAUUAAUAAAACUAGAAGCUUAAUUAAAAUUUUUAAUAUAGCAUUCCUUAUAUUUUUAUUAUCUAUUAUUCUUAUUUUUUCAUUAUUAAGCAUUACUUCUACAUAACUCUUUUUUAAUAAAUAUGAUGAUACUUUAAAAUUAUAUGAAAAAAUUUAAGAGAUGAAACUGAGAUCAGGUAAUUUAUUCUUAUACAGAGAAAUAUUUUUCAGAUGGGAAAACUUUACUUUUCUAACAGAAAAUAAUAAAUUAGAACUUUAUGAUUUAAUUGAUAAAGCCUAAAAUGCUAUUUCAAAUUAUAUUUAAAUAUCAAACACUAUAAAUUUUGAUUAUUAUUUAAUUGAUUAAAAUUUUAUAGAUUUAUUUAACAAUAUUAAUAGGAAUACUCUUUGUUAACAAAUUGAUGAAGUAAUUAUUUUAUAUUAUUAUUAGAAAUUUAAAAAUUUAUCAUCUGUAUAUUGUGGAUUAUCUUUUGACGGAUCAUUUGCUAAGGGAAUGAUUGUAACAUUGAAUUAUAUGUCCAAUUUAAUAAAAUCUUAAUAAGAAAUUAACAAUUUUACUCAUAGAGUUGAAAUGCAAUAUUAUGAAUAAGAAGGUUCACAAAUAGUUAGUAGAAUAUUUUUUGUUUUAGUUAAUCAAUUCAACAAAAGUCUAAAAGAAUAAUUUGAUGAUUUAAAAUUAUUUUUGACUGUAUUUUGUUAAUAUAUUAUUUUAGGUUUUAUCACUAUCAUUUGGCCUUCUAACAAUAAGUAUUUAAGGAUUAUUAUUUUAUUAUUAUUCGCCUUAUUUAGGUAGGAUAAUGAAAAUAAUUAAAAGAGUGGUUCAUUUGAUACCUUUUGAAUCAUUAAUGAAUAAUGAAAUAUUAGAAAGAUAACUAAAGGAACUAAAAUUUAGAUUUUAAUGA
Paramecium pentaurelia is the source of this 5035-nucleotide messenger RNA. The record is from the annotation of a GenBank genome assembly. NCBI's taxonomy places the organism in Eukaryota, Ciliophora, Oligohymenophorea, Peniculida, Parameciidae.